This is a messenger RNA of Sporothrix brasiliensis 5110, 1725 nucleotides long. RefSeq lists its product as uncharacterized. The record is from RefSeq and is a predicted model, not a curated record. Lineage: Eukaryota; Fungi; Ascomycota; Sordariomycetes; Ophiostomatales; Ophiostomataceae. The transcript has 4 exons. The coding region runs from base 1 to 1725 and encodes 574 amino acids.
AUGCCUCACACCAUCCGUAGCCCGCCUCAACUACACUCACCCUCCUCGGGCGAGGGCUACACGCCGCCUUCCUCGUCCGACUCCGACUCUGACAAUGGCUACCACAAAGACUUUUGCCUCAUGUCAACAAGGGAGCUGCUCGCCAUUGACUGGCGUGCCCAGGAGAGGUUUGCAGCCCGAGUGGGUGUGACCUAUCUCUACCCGCAGCUGCUACAAGAUGAUUACCCAUACAGCACUUCGGCACCAGAAGCAGCUGCCGACCAGUCAGCCGCCUUUGGUAUUGUUAUGCCAGUGGGCACGUCCAAAGCCAAGCAGCCGCAGUACAUGCUCAGCCUAGGACUUGCCCCUGAUUCAAAGGGGAAUUGCAUCCCCCCGGAUGCCAUUUGGACAAGAAUCAGCCGACGGCUCGUCUCGCCCGAGGUUCUUGAAAAGGCCGGCGUUCGCUAUGAGGCACGGCCAACUUUUGUUGCGGUUCUUGGCAUGCUGGACAAGAAAACCAUUGCCGAAUACGCGCGGCAGAGUGCAGAAGCGCGGAGAUCUCGACACUCCUCGGCCAAGGGACGGGGUCAGCUGCCGCGCAACACCCCUCCAGACGACCGUCGCACAUCAUUCGGAGCUGGCCCAGCAGUGGAUCCGAAGCCAAGGAUGCGACGGAUGCAGUCCAUGCCUGACGUUAGCAACAGCGACGAUCGGCGCAAUGGCCCUGCACCCAACGCGAAUGCCAACAAGGCCAGCACGUUUCCCCUGGACCGUGAUGCAACAGCGUCAGCGAACGGUGGUCGGAAUAGGGACGGCGACAAAGGUUCGGCGUACCCGUUCAUUGUGUCUCCGCCAACAAUGGAGGCCAAUGCAGGAGGUGUGGCGCCCGAGGGAUCGAAUGCGCAGCCCGAGCCGCAACCCAAGUCUAUUCUCAAGAACAAAAACACGAACCAAGUGCGCUUCAAAGAUGGCAAGUUGGUUGAGGUGGGCCCCGACGACGCCGAGUCGGGCCCGUCGUCUCGCGACAAGAGCCACAGCGGCACCCACCACGGCCAUGGCCACAGUCACAGCAGCAAGCACCGCGACCGGAGCCGGCACCGUGACUCGUCAAGUCACCGCCACCGCGACUCAUCAAGACAUCGCCACCGCGACUCGUCAAGUCACCGCCACCGCGACUCGUCAAGCCACCGCCACCGCGACCACAGUCGGACCCGCUCUGACGAUGACGAUCGCAGCCAAAUCGGGAACGCGACCGGGAACGUGAUCGUGACAGAGAUAGAAGUCGCGACAGGGACGAUGGCGACAAAGAUUAUGACUCGCAACGACGACGACGACCCGAUGACCGAAGCCGUGACCGAAGUGACAGCUCAUCGCACGAACGCGACCGCAAUCGGGAUCGUGAUCGGGACAGAGAGCGCGAUCGUGAUCGCAAUAGGUCGCGCGACCGAGACGAACGUGAACGUGAACGUGAACGUGAACGUGACCGAGACAGAGACAGAGACAGAGAUCGAGACCGUGACCAGCCAACGCUCCUACCGCGACUUGUCGUCCCGCAACCGGGAUGGCCGCGACUCUCGAGACUCUCGGGAUCGCGACGGCCGCAACAGUCGUGAUCGAAGCGACAAGGAUGGCCGUGACCGUGAAGGCGGCCGCAAACGAUUCCGCGACACGCUCAAUGCCGCCGGUAUCGGUGGUGCUGCUGGCAGUCUGUUUUCUGUGCUCACCGAGGCCGCAUCCGGCUUUUGA